UCCUCACCUCGGAUAAGACCUGGAGGCCGAGGUGGCUCCAGUGACUGUUUCUGUGUGUCGCAUGUCUUCGUAGGCCAGGCCCGCAGACACAGGAGAGCUUGAAGGACUGUGCGGCGGGAGCCCUGCACCGCUCCAGGCCCCAGGCCCCCUGGAUCCAUCGGGGCGCCUCCACCCAGCUGUUAGCAUGAUGUCUUACCUCAAACAACCCCCAUAUGGCAUGAAUGGGCUGGGCCUGGCUGGGCCGGCCAUGGACCUCCUGCAUCCCUCUGUGGGCUAUCCUGCCACCCCCAGGAAGCAGCGGCGGGAGCGCACCACCUUCACACGCUCACAGCUGGACGUGCUCGAGGCGCUCUUCGCCAAAACUCGCUACCCUGACAUCUUCAUGCGCGAGGAGGUGGCGCUCAAGAUCAACCUGCCGGAGUCCAGAGUCCAGGUCUGGUUCAAGAACCGGCGGGCCAAAUGCCGACAGCAGCAGCAGAGCGGGAGCGGAAGCAAGAGCCGCCCAGCCAAGAAGAAGUCGUCUCCAGUGCGGGAGAGCUCGGGCUCGGAGAGCAGCGGCCAAUUCACGCCGCCGGCUGUGUCCAGCUCUGCCUCAUCCUCCAGCUCAGGCUACCCCGCGCCAUCCUCUUCCUAUUUCGGCGGCGUGGACUGCAGUUCAUACCUAGCCCCCAUGCACUCGCAUCACCACCCGCACCAGCUCAGCCCCAUGGCACCCUCUUCCAUGGCAGGCCACCAUCACCAUCACCCUCACGCACACCACCCUUUGAGCCAGUCCUCGGGCCACCAUCACCACCAUCACCACCACCACCACCAGGGCUACGGGGGCUCGGGUCUCGCCUUCAACUCUGCCGACUGCUUGGAUUACAAGGAUUCUGGCGCCGCCGCUGCUUCUUCCGCCUGGAAGCUCAACUUCAACUCUCCCGAUUGCCUGGACUAUAAGGACCAAGCCUCAUGGCGGUUCCAGGUCUUGUGAGGCGAGGAGUGGGAAGAAGAGAAGAAACGCAACUACCUGCGCCCUCCAUGGUUCCCGUCCUGUUGCUGCUGCUGCAUCUCCCGCCUUUGCCUCGGCUUCUCCAAAACUGAAAUUCCGCACCCCCAAAAGAUGCCCAUUGCCUGCACUGUUGCCCAUAUCUUCGUGCCACUUGCUUGGGGGAUGUGCAAACCCACCUACCCCUUGGAUGGGGUCCGGUGCUUCCUCUUGGCCUACACAUUCUAUAGGGGAGAGCUGUGAGCUCUCUUCCUCAACCCCCACCAAGCUCCUAAGUCACCCCCUUCCUGUCUUUCUACAGCUGUUAUGCACUUGCAGCCUUCGGAGGCUCUUCUCUCUGACCCGCUGUUUGAGCCCAACACUUUUAUUUAUUCUUGCUGUACUCUGGAGUCACCAACUGGCGCGUUUCUGCUUAUUUGAGUGCACCCACGCACUACUCCAAAACAACCAUUAAGUGUUUCUCCUGCGCAAACUGCCGUCCCUUCAGCUGCCCUCGAUCCCGCUCCCCGCCCGCAGGCCAGAGGACCCCAGCCUUUCCUCCUCCCGGAUGGGGUGCGCUGAGCUUGGCCCGCGGGCGCUCCUUCAGCCUUGCGCACAGAGCCGCCCCGCCCUGCGCCGGACUGGUUCAAGCUUCCGCCUCGGCGGGAAUGCUGUACAUAGUCGGGUCCGUUCCAGGGACCCCUUAAACUUUUCAGUUGCUGUUGGUUGAACUGAGCAUAUUCCGUCUUAGCGCCCAGAAAACAGAACUUUAAGAGAUAUACAGCACAUAUAUAUGUGUGUGUAUAUAUCUAUAUAUAUGUGCACACACAUAUACAUAUAUAAAACGAAAGCAAAAAAUAUUUUCCCUCUCUCCCUUCCUCUCCUCAAAUGAUGGCGCCUUUUCUUUUUCAGUCGUUGCAAAAGCUGUCCUGCCCUCUUCACAUCUUGUCCCUCCGUGUAUUUAUUAAAGAGAACCCGCUUGGUUCCAGUUAGCUGGGGUGGAGGAUCAGGAGUGUGGAGGAAACAGCAAGUCAGAGUACAGGGGUGGUGCCAGGCUUGGAAGGGGCGUAGAACUGAGCCCCUGACCCUGCCUAAGCAUAGGGUCGCACUUCUGGUUUAUAGACCAAAAACAAACAAAAGAAAAACCAAAAAAAAAAAAGUAAAAACACAGCAUUAUGGGAAAAAAACGAGCCCAGGCCCUAAACCCCAGCGCCAAUUCCUCUGUCGGCUUCACUCUUGAAACACCCUGUUUUGUCUAGUGAGUUCCUAGUGCACCUUCAUCCUCCGAAAUCCGCGGAGAGCCCGCGCGCCUGUGUAUCAAUUUUGGCUUUGGCCGCUUCGUCCAGUAGGUGGGAAAGUAAUUUGUAAAAUUGAUUUGUCCAAUGUGAAGAUCACAAAUUACUUGUCGAAAUGUAAGGCAAUGCCCCUCCUCUUUAUCUACGUUAUUUCCCGAAAAUAAACGCAAAUUA
Messenger RNA from Tupaia belangeri chinensis (Chinese tree shrew), 2436 nucleotides. It is a transcript of the gene OTX1, whose product is annotated as orthodenticle homeobox 1. The record is from RefSeq and is a predicted model, not a curated record. NCBI's taxonomy places the organism in Eukaryota, Metazoa, Chordata, Mammalia, Scandentia, Tupaiidae. Gene Ontology annotation, cellular component: nucleus. The transcript is spliced from 4 exons. Gene Ontology annotation, molecular function: RNA polymerase II cis-regulatory region sequence-specific DNA binding; DNA-binding transcription factor activity, RNA polymerase II-specific. Gene Ontology annotation, biological process: multicellular organism development; regulation of transcription by RNA polymerase II. Bases 185 to 973 code for a protein of 262 amino acids.